Lotus japonicus is the source of this 3459-nucleotide messenger RNA. RefSeq lists its product as uncharacterized. NCBI's taxonomy places the organism in Eukaryota, Viridiplantae, Streptophyta, Magnoliopsida, Fabales, Fabaceae. Gene Ontology annotation, biological process: protein phosphorylation. The record is from RefSeq and is a predicted model, not a curated record. Bases 418 to 3105 code for a protein of 895 amino acids. Gene Ontology annotation, molecular function: ATP binding; protein kinase activity. The transcript is spliced from 3 exons.
AACAUCAAGAUACCCCAACCAACCAACCAACCACCAUUUUCAUUCUCCAUAUUGCUUUCCACCAAGGAAACGGAUCGAAACUCUGAGGCACAAAAACUGCACUUCAAUCAAUCCUUUUGACUUGUACAUCAAGUUACAUAUCAUUAACAACAUAUCCAACUUGCCUGCCUCAGAGUUUCCGUUUCCCUUUUUUCAUUUAAUGUUCUUCGUCCGUUUUUCCGUUUUGCAUUUUACAGCUUAACUCUUCAUUACACCACGCUGCAUUCUUCAACAUCCUCCUCCUCUAGCCUCUGCAUACAUUUCAUCCCUUCCUUUAUUCCUAAACCUUCAUUCAUCACAAUCCACCACACACCAGGUUUUUGCAUUGAUUUCAAUUUUCAACAAUUCAAGGUGCCUCCUUCUGUUGCAUAAGCCGGAAUGGAACAGCUCCGGCAUAUUGGUGAGGUUCUUGGAAGCCUGAAGGCGCUCAUGGUGUUGCGCGACGAGAUUCAGAUCAACCAGCGGCAAUGCUGUUUGAUCCUUGACAUCUUCAGCUUGGCGUUUGAUACCAUCGCCGAUGAGAUCAGGCAGAAUCUGAAGCUGGAAGAGAGGAACACCAAAUGGAAGCCUCUUGAAUUUCCUCUCAGGGAGCUUUGUAGGGUUUUCAAGGAGGGGGAGCUUUACAUUAGGCAUUGUUUGGAUUCCAAGGAUUGGUGGGGGAAGGCGAUUACCCUGUCUCAGAAUAGGGAUUGUAUUGAAUUUCAUGUUCAUAACUUGCUUUGUUAUUUCCCGGCGGUGGUCGAGGCGGUGGAGAGUGCAGGGGAGGUUUCAGGGCUUGAUCAGGAUGAGAAGGGUAAGAAGAAGGUUAUGUUGGACAGGAAGUAUGACAUGGAGUGGAAUGAUCCAAAACUCUUUCAAUGGAGAUUUGGGAAGCAGUAUUUGGUUCCUAGGGAGAUUUGCAAGAGGUUGGAGAAUGCUUGGAUGGAAGAUAGGUGGAGGCUUAUAGAAGCAUUGAAGGAGAAGAGGGGUUCUUCUAGCAAAGUCACUGGUUCAAAUGGAAAGCAUGAGCACCACCUUGCUGGUUUAUUGCUCAAGAAACUUCUGAAUGGAUCAGAUAAGACAACAAGCAAGGAGCUCUGGCCAAUUCAAGUGUUGUUAGGAGGUAAGGAUUACCAGGUGAGAAGGAGAUUGGGAAAGGGAAAGGAGUUCAAGGAGAUUCAGUGGCUUGGACAGAGCUUUGCUUUGAGGCACUUCAAUGGGGAGAAACAAACUCAUGAGGCUGAGAUUUCCACUCUGCUAUCACUUUCUCACCCCAACAUAUUGCAAUACCUCUGUGGGUUUUAUGAUGAAGAGAAGAGAGAAUUUUCCCUUGUCAUGGAGUUGAUGAACAAGGACUUAUAUACCUACAUGAAGGAGAAUUGUGGUCCCAGGAGACAGAUUUUGUUCUCCAUACCUGUUGUGGUGGAUCUCAUGCUUCAAAUGGCAAGAGGGAUGGAGUAUCUUCACUCCAAAAAGAUUUUCCAUGGAGACCUUAACCCUUGUAACAUUCUCCUCAGAGCUAGAAACUCUCAAGAAGGUUAUUUCCAAGCAAAAGUUGCAGGGUUUGGCCUUUCUUCUCUGAGGAGUGGUGACAAUAACCCCAGAAACUCACCACCACAGACUACUCCCAUUCAGAAUGAGGAGCUCUACCGUUCCAUUUGGUAUGCCCCUGAAGUUCUCACUGAGAUAGAACAAACAGGAAAUAAUGCAUCCACCUCUCCCAGUUCCAGAUACUCAGAGAAAGCAGAUGCAUACAGCUUUGGCAUGAUUUGCUUUGAGUUGCUGACAGGGAAAGUUCCCUUUGAUGAUAACCACCUUCAAGGAGAGAGGAAGAAUCAGAAUAUCAAAGCUGGGGAGAGACCUUUGUUUCCCUACCGUUCCCCAAAAUACCUUGUGAGCUUGAUCAAAAAAUGCUGGCAAACUGAUCCUGCUCAGCGUCCAAGUUUCUCUUCUAUCUGCAGGAUCUUGCGCUACACCAAGAAGUUCCUUUCCAUGAACCCAGAGUACCAUGUUAUCAAUCCUGAACUCAAUCAGCUUGAGCUGCAGUCUCCACCUGUUGAUUGUUGUGACAUAGAAGCAAUUUUCAUCAAGAACUUCCCAAUGGAAAGGGUGUCUAAUCUGUCUGCAGUGUCCCAGAUACCAUAUGAAAUGUUUGCUUAUAAAGUUGCUGAGAAAGGGAAGAUCAAUCACAGCAUUAGUACCAAAGAUAAGUGUUCUGAGCCAGCAAAGAAUGAACCCUUGUUGAGUGCAGAAGAAAAUGAUGACCAAAACACGGUCAGUACGGAUGAUAAUGCAUCCCUAAGUGAAGAUCCACUGCCACAAGUAACCAAUCCAAGUUCAAUUUGUGGUGAUACACAGCCUGUUUGUUCAGAAGCCCCACCGAGGAAAAGUGUUACAAUAAAGAAACCAACGCAACUGAAGGUCAAGAAAGACCAAGGAACAUCAAAAUUGCGAGUAACAAAAUCAUUGCCACAUUCUUUAUCUGGUCGUUUAAAGGUGAAUAGGGCGAACCAGUAUUUAAUGGCAUCAAGCCCUCUGAGCCCGGGUAAAAGAAGACCUACCAAUGUCACUGAAUCGGAGCGCAUUUCCACUUUCAACAAAUUGACUCUAUCAGCAUCAAUGAGGAGAAAAAGACCUGAUGGCCUUGUCAUCGAUUCCAAGUCCAGUUUAAAGCUGAAAACAAGGGAUCGCUCACCAUUGACUAAAUCCAGCAAUGUCACAGAUUCUAACACUAGUCUAAAGACCAAAAAAUCACAACUAGCUAUGAAUCCUUCUUUGAGCACAGCAAGACUGAGACGUAUCAACACUGACACCAAUUCGAAGAAGCAAAAGGGAUACAUGUCGUUGAGCAGCACUCCAUCAAGAACAUGCACGCACCGAAGAUGUAGCCAUGUCUCAGAUUCAGAAACUGGUUUUAAGAUAGCAAGAGGUAGGUUAUCACCCUUGGCAUUGAGUCCAUUAAGCCCAUAUGUGAGGAGAUCAACAAGAACAUGCGGCCAUGUCUCCGACUCUGAGAGCACAGAAAGAGGAAGCUUGUCACCAUUGAGCCCGUAUGUUAGGAGAACAUGUGGUCAUGUCUCUGAUUAAAGCCUUUGAAUUUCAGCACCUAAUUAAGAACCUUACUCUUUCUUAGCACAGUUCCUAGUCUUUUAGACCAGUUUGCAUCAUACAGAUUUUCCAACAGAUUUAAAUUUUUAUUUGACAAGGGCAAGUCUUUUGUUAAGGUGAAUGGAAAGGGAAACAGAAUGUGUAGCUUUUAUGGGGAGGUUAUAUAUAGAAGCGUAGUUUCAAGCCUGGUUGUAUUAUUAUCAAUCUUUCUGAGAUUUCCUGUGUUUUAGGAUUGUGGUUACUGAAUUUUGGGUGGAUUUCAUUCAUGUCAUAAUUGGAGGUUGGUCCCACUACUUUCAUUCAUUCAUUCAUUCAUUCAUUUAUUUUGUAACU